CCAAUGAGAGAAGGAGCGAGAUGGAUUUUGGUCGACAUUCUUCACAUUUUCUCAUUGAAACAUUUGAUCUCAAUACAGUUUUCUUUUCCCAAAACUAUAAUCGUGUUACGAACAGGGUGGAUUAAGUUUAGUAGACAUUACACUUUACCAAAGUUGCGUUGUUUUGGAGCGCAAGGUCGAAUUGAGUUAUUGUACACGCGUACUUCACAGAAUAGGCGUUCGCUACUGGAAAUAUGCAAAUACAUGCUAGAGCGCGCCAAUAGGAUCUCACUAGCUCGUGCUUGCCUCUGCCCUUCAAACUUUCUUGUUCUGCCCACUAUGAUUCAUUUGCUCCCAUUGGAAACGACAGGCUCUGGUCUAUCUUGGGUUAGUUAUCUUUGGAUAAAUUGCAAUAUGGCGACGCCCAUGCACAGAGUUAUUGCUCGUCGGCAAGCGGAGGCAAAUAAACAACAUGUUCGGUGUCAGAAAUGUUUGGAGUUUGGACACUGGACAUAUGAGUGCAUUGGUAAACGAAAAUACCUUCACAGGCCAUCAAGGACGACAGAAAUGAAAAAGAAACUGAAAGAAAAUGAAAAUAAACAGGUCAAUACCACAGGACCAGGAAAGGAGGACUCCAGUGAGAAAAAAAUUAAGAAGAAAAGGUCAAAGGAUUCAAGUGGUAGUAGCAGCAGUGAUUCUGACAGCUCUUCCAGUGACUCAUCGUCUGACAGUAGUGACUCCUCAAGCUCUUCGUCGGACGACAGUGAUGACAGUUCUAGCUCCUCUUCCUCUAGCAGCUCAAGCAGCUCGGGUUCCGAUUCAUCUAAAGGUAGCGACUCGGAUCAAGGCCCUCCCAAGAAGAAAAAGAAGAAGAAAUGAAGGCUGAGCUGUAUUGUGUUCCACCAUGGCAUUAACCUGAGCUAAACUCUGACCCUUUAGCUGUUAAGGAGCUGUCUUAAAAAUGAUAUGGUGUAAAUUGUAAUCAACAAGCAGUGAGACAUUUAGCAUUUGUCAGAAUGUGUUCUCUCCCCUGCAUUAACCCCCCUGUAAAGUCAGUGGAAAGGUAUGGUCAUAUCUUAACUUGGUCUCAUAACAAGUUAGGAAAUGUAUCUAGAUUAAAAUAGAGAAGUGUAUGUGCUUCUUACAUGUUGUAGUUCCUUACUUUCUACUAAUGUUUUUGAGUGACUCCAUACAUGUACAGCUAUGUAUCUACUGUUAUGACUUUUGCUACUGAAAGAUAUGUAACAAAUAGUUUUUUUUGGG
Molecule: messenger RNA, 1242 nt
Organism: Oncorhynchus tshawytscha (Chinook salmon)
Lineage: Eukaryota; Metazoa; Chordata; Actinopteri; Salmoniformes; Salmonidae
Product: zinc finger CCHC domain-containing protein 10-like
Exons: 4
Coding region: 4-858 (284 amino acids)
Molecular function (GO): zinc ion binding; nucleic acid binding
Source: RefSeq, a predicted model, not a curated record